AUGGCUGAGAUUAAAAUAGCCCAACUUUUAAAAGCAGGUGUUCACUUUGGACACAAAACACCUCGUUGGAAUCCUAAGAUGUUCCCAUAUAUUUAUAUGGAAAGAAAUGGAAUCCAUAUUUUGGAUUUAGUUCAAACAUCGCAACUUUUACAAGAAGCUUGUGAUUUUGUACAAUUAGCUGCCGAGCAAGGCAAAACUUUUUUAUUUGUCGGCACGAAACCCCAAGCUGCAGAAUUAAUAAAAGAAGAAGCCUUACGUGCAGAUUCUUUUUAUAUUAAUCAUCGAUGGUAUGGUGGUUUAUUGACCAAUUGGCAGACUGUAAAAGGGCGUAUCCAAACUUUGCAUACGCUUGAGGCACAAGAAGAAACGAUUUUUCCAACCUUGCCAAAAAAAGAAUCUGCUUCGUUACGUAAAGAAUUAACUAAAUUACGUUCACAAUUGAAUGGUGUUAAAAAUAUGUCUGGUGUUCCGGAUAUCAUGAUUGUAAUUGAUCAAAAUUACGAGUUAACAGCAGUUCGGAAGCUAUAA
Molecule: messenger RNA, 528 nt
Organism: Aureococcus anophagefferens
Lineage: Eukaryota; Pelagophyceae; Pelagomonadales; Pelagomonadaceae
Exons: 1
Coding region: 1-528 (175 amino acids)
Biological process (GO): translation
Cellular component (GO): mitochondrial small ribosomal subunit; ribosome
Molecular function (GO): structural constituent of ribosome
Source: RefSeq, a predicted model, not a curated record